AGUUGGAGGGUUUAUUGCUUCAAUUCCUGAAGUCAUGGUUGCUGCUCUCCUGUGCUUCAUGUGGGCAAUGCUUGCAGCUUUGGGUUUGUCAAAUCUAUGUUAUAGUGAGGCCGGAAGCUCUCGGAAUAUCAUAAUGGUUGGAUUAUUUUUAUUUUUCUCCCUCUCAAUACCAGCUUACUUUCAGCAAUAUGGCAUCUCUCCAAAUUCCAACUUGUCUCUUCUAAGUUAUUUUCAACCAUUUAUCGUGGCAUCUCAUGGACCUUUCCGCAGUAAAUAUGGAGGGGUAUGUGUCUCAUUAACUUUCAUUUAACUACGAACUCGGUGUUUACGAAUUCUAUGUAGUCUUAUGCACAUUUAAUUGUUGGUGAAAAAUGGAAAGGAUAUACAUGGGCAAUGGAAACUUUACGAUCAUGGAACCAUUCGUUAUUAGUGAAUCCUUUCAAUAGAAUCCAAGAAAAUGUUAGGCUCUGCCAUGCUCCAUUAUUAUCACUGGAUGCCUUUGAAUGUUCUGAUUCAAAACUAGCUGCCAUAAAAUAUUUCACCUAUAAAUAAGCAUCUGCUUUUUAAUGUCUUUUUGGCAGGUAAACUACGUUAUGAAUACGAUGCUAUCAUUUCACAUGGUAAUGGCAUUCCUUGUGGCUGUUAUAUUGGACAACACCGUACCUGGAAGUCCGCAAGAACGCGGGAUUUACGUGUGGUCUGAAUCAGAGGCUGCAAGAACGGAACCUACAGUCGUCAAAGACUACGAGUUGACCUUCCGGGUCUGCCGGAUUUUCAGAUGGGUAAAGUGGGUUGGGCUUUGACAAUUUUUUCUAGGCCUGUUAAGCCAUCUUCACAUCAUCAAGUUCAUCAGAUAAGACAUUCAUGGGGAUCACUGCUCCGCACUGUGAUUUUAAAGGCAUACCCUUGGGCUUAUAUUGGUAAAUAGCCGUCAGAACUGUUUCUUUUUUGCUCACACGAUGGGACUUUUUUGGGGCUAAAAGGAGCUGUAGAGAUAAGUUAUUUGUGUACAUUGAGGAUCCAGAGGGAUCCAGUUGUGUUGUAAUUCUAAAUUUAUAAACACUGUAUCUAGUUUUUGAGUCACCGAAAUUGUCCAGAGGGACAUUUCACUUUUGAUGAAGACUUUUUUUUCCAUCUUUUUGUACAUUUUCCCAUUAUUAUUUGAUUAGCUUCUUUUCAACUGUGCUAGAUUUGAUUUACCAAUUGUUUCUUGAUUUCAUAAAGACAGACAAUUCACUUCUAGAAUGAUGAUUAAUGCAGCUUUUUCCAUCACAAAAGCCGAUGGCUUUGUUCCAUGUUCUAUGUAUUUUACUAUAUUCUGAUGAGUUAAAACGUGGAAGUUGAAGAGAUCUAAAUAUUUUCUGAGUGACAGUUCAACCAAGUCAUCUAAA
This is a messenger RNA of Durio zibethinus, 1391 nucleotides long. NCBI's taxonomy places the organism in Eukaryota, Viridiplantae, Streptophyta, Magnoliopsida, Malvales, Malvaceae. The record is from RefSeq and is a predicted model, not a curated record.